GCGAGGGCAUGUUUUCAUCAGCUCGCUUAAAACCAGCCUGCGGCGGCUGCAGCGUUUAAAUCUGUUUAUACUGCGCGUUAAAAAAUGUCCUUAAAAACAGCAGGCGCAGCGUUGACCCGCACACUGUGGACCACGGGGAACAGGACUCCUCCGGUAGCGAGAUCCCCUAAAGUGAACAGACUUUCUACCACAUGCAGGGCGUCUGGGGGAAGAAAGCAGGGCCGCGAAAAAACAAUAGAACAAAGUUGCGGCUCGGACUCGGACAGGCCGAGUGGCGACGUGCCAUCACCCAGCGAGCCGCCUCACACAUGUACGACUGGGGAUAAGAAGCGACCCAAGGAGCCGGCGGGCGCUCCAGGCGUUACUGGUGUAAGGAGACGGUCUUACACCUCAACGGCAGCUCCGGUGGACCAGCGGUCCUACCUGUGGGCUCGUUACAGUGACAUGAAACGGCUGGUUCACGACCUGAUCCCACCAGGUGCGUGCAAGACCCUGAACUCCUCCGCCAUCUACGCUAACAAUGAGGUCAACCUGGCUGAAGUGGACAUCUACGGCUUUGACUAUGACUACACCCUGGCUCUGUACUCAAAUGCACUCAACACAAUGAUCUACAAUACAGCAAGAAGUUUCCUCAUUGAACACUUCAAGUACCCUGAAGGCAUCCGCAAAUAUGAUUAUAUUCCCAACUUUGCAGCUCGGGGUCUUCACUAUGACAUCCAAAAGGGUCUUCUGAUGAAGAUAGAUGCCUUCCAUUACAUUCAGCCAGGAACGGUGUAUCGAGGCCUGAGCCCAGUGCCAGAUGAGGAGGUCCUUCAGCUCUUUGGAGGGACUUACCAUGUCCCGCUGCAGCAGGACAGUGGCUUUUAUGGAAAGGGACCAAAGGUGAAGCAGUUCAUGGACAUCUUCUCCAUCCCUGAGAUGACUCUCUUGGCUGUGGCAAAUGAUUUUUUCAUCACCAAUGACAUUGAAUAUGAUCCAAUUCACCUCUUCAAAGACGUCUCUGAAGCAAUCGGCAUGGUUCACCUGAAAGGCUACAUGUACAAGUGGGUCAUGCAAGAUCUGGAUAAGUUCAUUCUGAGAGGAGAGGAGACAGAUGCUGUUUUGCACCGAUUGGUCAGUCAUGGAAAGAAGCUAUUCCUCAUCACCAACAGCCCUUUCAGCUUUGUGGAUAAAGGAAUGAUACACAUGGUGGGAAAAAACUGGAGAGAGUUCUUCGAUGUUGUCAUUGUACAGGCAGACAAACCUCACUUCUUCACCGAUUGUAUCAAACCGUUCAGACGCUUGGAUGGUAAUGGAGACCUUCGAUGGGAAAAGAUAAAAAGUCUGGACAAAGGACAGAUCUACAAACAGGGAAACCUGUUUGACUUUCUCCGACUGACAGGCUGGCGAGGGUCAAAGGUUCUUUACUUUGGAGACCAUCUUUACAGUGACUUGGCUGACCUGAUGUUGCGACACGGCUGGCGUACAGCAGCCAUAGUACCUGAGCUGGAGCAGGAAACCAAAGUGGUGAGCACAGACCGGUAUGCUCUGAACCUCACCUGGCUACAGGCUCUAACCGGCCUGAUGGAACGCCUGCAGAUACAUCGGGACCUAGACUCUAAACAAGUUUUUCAGGAAUGGCAGAAAGAAAGAGAAGAACUCAGGGCAAUGACAAAGAACUUCUUCAACCCUCAGUUCGGCAGCAUCUUCAGAACGUGUCACAACCCCACCUACUUCUCCAGACGCCUGUGUCGUUUCUCAGACAUCUACAUGACCUCCCUGAGCUGUCUUUUGAAUUAUGACCUCUCGUACACUUUCUACCCCCGCCGCACACCUCUGCAGCACGAGGCUCCCCUGUGGAUGGAUCAGCUUUGCACGGGCUGCAUGAAGACACCUUUUCUGGAGGAGAUGUCUCACAUACGAUGAAAGCUGUGCUCUCCUCAGUGACUGAUAGGAUUUCAUAUUUUAGGCCUGGCGAACACUUGAGAUUGAUUAAAGCAGGGUUUCUUUUUAGCCAAGAGGGUGCUACACAACUCCUUCCACAGGGAAAAGCAAUCCUGUCCCAUAUAGUGACCCACUUACCCAGUGAAUUCACUAGAGGGUGCUGUAGACUUAGCUGCUGUCCAGAGACCGUACAAUUCAGAUAAACAUACUGUGGUACAAGAGUGACAGACACUCUGGUUUUUGCCUCAGUCAAAGGGUUAAGGUUAAGGAUUUUAAGAGCAAUAUUUGGCUACAGUUGCACAAAUACAACAAAUAAAGAAUACAAUCUUACAUUGAUUUGUGUUGAUCUUUUG
Messenger RNA from Toxotes jaculatrix (banded archerfish), 2276 nucleotides. It is a transcript of the gene nt5dc2, whose product is annotated as 5'-nucleotidase domain containing 2. The record is from RefSeq and is a predicted model, not a curated record. Gene Ontology annotation, molecular function: 5'-nucleotidase activity. NCBI's taxonomy places the organism in Eukaryota, Metazoa, Chordata, Actinopteri, Toxotidae. The transcript is spliced from 14 exons. Bases 85 to 1905 code for a protein of 606 amino acids.